Cuscuta epithymum is the source of this 1330-nucleotide messenger RNA. NCBI's taxonomy places the organism in Eukaryota, Viridiplantae, Streptophyta, Magnoliopsida, Solanales, Convolvulaceae. The record is from the annotation of a GenBank genome assembly.
CGGUAAUCUUGGACGUGUAUGCCCAUGUGGUUUUUUUCUCUGACAGAUAAUUAACACCACGUAGCGUAGUCAAACUUAGAUCUAUCACCUUGUACUGUUCAUCUUCCCCAAUCAUUUUGACAAGCAACCAUUUCUUCUUCUAUCAGAACUCUAAAUCCACGAAAGCACUAGACUGUUUACAAAUAUUGGAGUGCACUUAGGGUUCUGAGGAAUCUGAGCCUCGCUGAAUAGAACCACGGCUGCAAAAAACCUCUUCACUAAACAUCCCCAAUUAAGUUGGAUCGGAAGACUAAAUGGAGGAAGGAUACUUUUUCAUUGACAUCCCUCCAUUUUGAUAGAAGAAUAAGGGGCACGUUACAACCGGGGAAGGAGAAGCUCGAAUUUGAACAAGUGGACGAACCAGAGAAGCAUCUUGGCGACGACAUCCAUGCGUUGAAGCGGUGAAGCAGAAGAGCAGCGGCGGGUAGGCUUGGAACAACGACGACGACGAAGUGUAGCUGAGAGAGAAAGAGGGAUAGAGUCAGCCGGUGAAGAAGAAAGUGAAAGGAGGAAGUGAACGGCGGGAGAGGAAGGUGGGUACAGCCGUACAGAGCGGACCGUCGGUGAACUAGCUGGCCUAGACAUGUACGGAAAUGUUGGUGAAGUUGCUAAGGAGGCGGCACGAAGCGUAUAGGAAAGAAAGAAAAAGAAAUAAAGAAAAAAGAACUGCCUUCAAGUGCUGGCUUCAUUCCCCACCAUAGGGUUUUUGUGCAUCUCAAAGACUCGAGACGGUAACAAUGGAGCUGACGGCGCAAGAGCUGAACCUGUACAACGGCUCCGAUCCGUCGAAGCCAAUUUACGUAGCGAUUAAGGGCCGCAUAUUUGACGUCACUGCCGGCAAGUCUUUCUACGCUCCCGGGGGAAGCUACGCCAUCUUCGCCGGAAAAGAUGCCACCAGAGCCCUAGCCAAGAUGAGCAAGGCAGAGGAGGAUAUCUCCCCCUCAACCGAAGGGCUAUCUGAGAAAGAAAUUGGGGUCCUCGAGGACUGGGAGAAGAAGUUUGAAGCUAAGUAUCCUGUCGUUGGCAGUGUUCGUACAUAAUCUUCCUAAUUUAUUUCUACACCAUUUACCAUAAGCUUCAAUUAUAUGUAUUUAAAAAAGAGAUGAUUUGAUGCUAUUCGGUUGAAAUGUGUGCUUAACUUAUUGUUGUAUCUUCAUAAACAUCGGAUGCUGUAAUCUCAUGAAUAAUGGCUUCUUUGCAAUCGAUAAUCUGAAUGUUACCUCUUCUCUGCAUUAAACUGAGAUGGGAAAUCAAUUCACUUCAGAGUCUGAAUUUUCAGAGACCAAUGGAA